Molecule: messenger RNA, 2544 nt
Organism: Ostertagia ostertagi
Lineage: Eukaryota; Metazoa; Nematoda; Chromadorea; Rhabditida; Trichostrongylidae
Source: the annotation of a GenBank genome assembly
AUGGACAAUGGCAACAACCAACAUGAACAAUUUUGCAGGAUGGUGCAACGGAAAUUAAGCCAGGACAAGUAUGAUGCGAAGAAAGAUGAGAAACUCGGCAUGCUCUUGCGCAAAACAUUAGCCUACACGUCGUUGUCAAUGUGUAUCACAGCUGUUUUUGUGCAGGUCGUCAAAGGAUCAUCGCCGCUUUGGAUUCGCAUCCUAGUGGGCAUACUGCGGAUAUGGUUUUUCAUUUACGACUGUUUGAACUAUAUUCCAUAUCAGCUAUUUAAUUCGCCUACGGAGAAGCUACGUAAAUCGUCCAAGGUCAAGGCUCAAUGGGUGGAUACACGUGAUGGCCCUAUAAGGCAUGUGGAUGGCUUGAAAAGUGAGGAAUUCCCAGGAAAGGAUACUGUUGAUAAGGUCGUCAAAGGAUCAUCGCCGCUUUGGAUUCGCAUCCUAGUGGGCAUACUGCGGAUAUGGUUUUUCAUUUACGACUGUUUGAACUAUAUUCCAUAUCAGCUAUUUAAUUCGCCUACGGAAAAGCUACGUAAAUCGUCCAAGGUCAAGGCUCAAUGGGUGGAUACACGUGAUGGCCCUAUAAGGCAUGUGGAUGGCUUGAAAAGUGAGGAAUUCCCAGGAAAGGAUACUGUUGAUAAGGUGUGGCGUCACAUUGUGGAGUUGUACGAUGAAGCUCCAGCUCUUGGUACCCGCCAGCUGCUGGCAGUCCAUCAUGAAAAGCAAGAAGGUGGACGAGUUUUUGAGAAGUGGGAGAUGGGCGAAUACGAGUGGAUGUCGUACCGUGAAGUCGAAGCAAAAGUGGCGGUUGUAGCCGCAGGUUUGAAGGAUGUUGCCACCGGGGAAGAUCCCAAGGUCGUCAUUUUCGCUGAGACUCGAGCUCAUUGGCUUAUCACAGCGUUGGCAUGUUUCCGAGUAAAUAUUCCAAUAGUUACCGUGUAUGCUACUUUGGGUGAAGAUGCGAUUUCGCACGCUAUUGAUGAAACCGGCUCUACCAUUCUCAUAACAUCAUCGGAGUUGCUAGGCAAAAUAGAGACCCUUGGCAAACGCUGCAUUUCUCUUCACACUCUCAUCUUUUUCCCGGCCGUAAACAAGGAUGCACCGCAACCAGAUUUGGAACCCUUCCGGAAGCAAUUCAAGGAGGUUCUGUCAUUCAAUGAUCUUUUGACGAGAACGAGUACAACAAUCAAGCAGUCCACGGCUUCUCCUGAAGAUCUUGCAUUGAUCAUGUAUACAUCGGGAACCACUGGUCCGCCAAAGGGAGUCAUGCUGUUGCAGAAAAACAUUGUUGCUGCCAUAUGCGGACAAGGCAACGGUGUUGCCAUUAUCAACGAUACUGACACGUACAUUGGAUACUUGCCGUUGGCGCACAUCCUCGAAUUAGAUGCAGAACUCACAUCGCUGUGUUAUGGCUGCAAGAUUGGCUAUUCUAGUCCGUUAACGUUGCAUGAUCGUGCAAGCAAGAUUAAACAGGGUACCCAUGGCGAUUGUCAUGCACUUCAACCAACCCUGAUGGCAGCUGUACCAGCGAUCAUGGAUCGCAUAUUCAAAGCCGUAUCUGAGGAAGUUGCCGCGAGUCCAAGAAUUAUGCAGGAAUUGUUCAAGCUCAACUACGAACGUAAACGGGCUCGAUACCAAGAAGGUUACUGUAGUCCAUUUCUUGACAGGAUUAUAUUCAAGAAGAUUCGCAGACUUUUGGGUGGGCAGUUGAGAGGCGUGCUCUCAGGUGGGGCGCCUCUGAACGCCGAGACGCAAAGAUUCAUGAAUAUUUGCAUGUGCUGUCCUGUUGUUCAGGGCUACGGUCUAACCGAGACAUGUGGUGCAGGAUGUGUUGCCGAUAUCAACGAUCUUAGUACGGGUACUGUUGGUCCUCCAGUUCGUUGUUGUGAAAUUGUGUUACGUGAAUGGACUGAAGGGGGGUACUCACCGUUCAAUGAUCCACCUCAAGGCGAAAUCCUGAUCACCGGUGAAAAUGUGUCGCCUGGAUAUUUCAAGCAGCCAGAAAAAACUGCUGAGGAGUUCAUUAUGUAUAAGGGAAAGCGAUAUUUCUGCACAGGAGACAUUGGUGAAAAACGUAAAGAUGGGUCGUUGAUAAUAGUUGAUCGCAAAAAAGAUCUCGUGAAGUUGCAACACGGUGAAUACGUCUCGCUCGCGAAGGUUGAAUGUGCACUCCUCAACUGCCCGAUCAUUGACAAUGUUUGCGUAUAUGGGUAUGGCCUCGAAGCCAACACGGUUGCAUUGGUGGUGCCGAAUCUGAAGCAUCUGGAGAAGAUCGCCGAACAGGUUGGAGAAACGUCUCGGGAUCUAAAGGUGAUGUGUAGAAAUGAGAAGGUAGAGGCUGAAUUCCUCAAACAACUCAACGAACAUGCCAAAAAGAGUAAACUCACGAAGGCGGAGAUGCCUGUUGCCAUUCAUUUGUGCGAAGAGAUCUGGACGCCUGAUAGCGGUCUUCUCACGGAAGCGCUCAAAUUGAAGCGGAAACCUCUGCAGUUGAAGUAUCAGACAGUGAUUGACAACAUGUACGACAAACUUCGCUUAGCGUCGUAA